AUGCUACGCAAACUAGCCCUGCUGCUAUUCGCAAUUCAUUCAGCAGCAAUCGCAAUCCCCAAAGUGCCUUCAGAUGCCUCAGUCCAGAUCGCAAUAAUUGCGCCCGAAAAGGCCGGGUCAUUUCCACCGCCAACCAGCCAGAUCCAUGAAAAGCGCUACUACUACCUGGAAACCGUGCCCGAUGAAGACGAACUCGAAGUUCUGCUGAAAGAGAAAACCAUGCGCGAGGCGGGCUUUGUAUCGACCUCCCCGGAGUCCUCCACGCCGCAGAGUACUCACUUCUCGCAAAAGCAGAAGCUGCACAAUUCACCGCCGGAUCCGGAAGCGCCGAUCACCUCGCCGAUGCAUCCGAGUGCUGGCGUGCACCUAGAUUCUGGGUCCAGAGAGCAGCCUCAUCGAUUGGUGAUCACGUACCGUUGGGAGCAUGCGACUAUACUGUGGCCCCCGUUUGGGUUCUUCGUCGUUGGUUCCGCCGUUGUGUGUUUCGUGACGAUCUUGAGGAGUGUACGUGCCAAGACGUGA
Penicillium soppii is the source of this 522-nucleotide messenger RNA. RefSeq lists its product as uncharacterized. NCBI's taxonomy places the organism in Eukaryota, Fungi, Ascomycota, Eurotiomycetes, Eurotiales, Aspergillaceae. Bases 1 to 522 code for a protein of 173 amino acids. The transcript has a single exon. The record is from RefSeq and is a predicted model, not a curated record.